Molecule: messenger RNA, 363 nt
Organism: Ilex paraguariensis (yerba mate)
Lineage: Eukaryota; Viridiplantae; Streptophyta; Magnoliopsida; Aquifoliales; Aquifoliaceae
Source: the annotation of a GenBank genome assembly
AUGGCUCUUCGCCUUGGGCUAGUCCUGGUUCUCUUCCUCCUGGCCUUGGCCAUGGCGGCGGAGUCAUCAUCCUCACCGUUACAUUGGGGUGUCACCACCACCACCACCCAUUUUUCCAGUCCAUCGCGCGGUGACGGACUUAUUGGGGACUUCAUUGACGUGGAGGAGGAGACGAUGAUGGAGUCGGAGUCAGCCCGACGAGUCCUCGCCUCAGGUAGGUACAUCAGCUAUGGUGCAAUGCAGAGGAAUAAUGUCCCAUGUAACCGCCGUGGAAACUCUUACUAUAACUGCAAUUCACGUGGAAGGGCUAACCCUUACCGGCGGGGCUGCAAUGUCAUCACCAAGUGCGGUAGGCGUACCUGA